CUUCAUUUUGUUGUGUUUUUGUUUUGCCACAAUGUCGUCACACAAGUUUGACCCUGCAUGGCGCACUGGUUCGUCUUCAGCAGCCAAAGCCCCUCACGCGUGGUCGUCGCCAGCCACCGCCACCGCCACCGCCACCACCCGUGCCAGCGCACGUGCUCCGGCAGGAACAGAAGCUGCGUCGUCGCCAUCAACCUCAUCCUCGGUGACACUGGCGUCUGCAGGAGGCGCCCAGGGCCCCGUCUACUCGCGGCAAGAGAUUCUCGAUCUCUUCCACCUGCUCGCGGCUGCGGCAGAGACAGAGCCAAACCCCCUGCUGUCUGUUGCGAACGCAUCGCGACUCUUCCGUCCUGAGGCCGAGAGCAUCAUGCUCGACCACUUGGAGCCGCCGUACGCCACCACCCCGCUCGCCAACCACGAGCACGACGCUCGACAGACCUCCAUUAACAGCGCGCUUGCCAGACGCGCCGCAGCCAGUCUCCGCCCUGGUAUGCUCCCUGCUCCAUCCGGUCCAAGUGGUAACGGUUGGCGUCAAGUCUCGCACGGUCGUGGUGCGAGUGCCCGCGUUGGAACGACGCCUGCGUCUGGACGAGGACGAGGACGUGGAACCAACAACCAUGCCGAGUCCAUGCACGGCCCUGGUGGUCGCGGCGCAUCCUCGCGCUCCGCCACUGGCGCAGACGUCCCGAGCUGGCGCUCGGUGGGUGCCAAUGCCUCCAACGGGUCGUCGACGUGGCGUCCGGCCCCUGGGGUUGGGGAUUCCCUUUGGUCUACGGACGAGUCGGGAGGCACUUUUGCCGCCUCUGGCCACUUUAUCAGUGCGGACGCCGAUGAUCUCGAGCUUGGUGGGCUUGAGGAAGACACCAUUUCGGACAGCUUGGUGGGAGAAGGCGGUGUGCUCGGCCACGACCAAUCCCAGGCGUCAGCGGCAGAAGAGUUUGAAAAGCUGCGGCUUCGCGAGCAAGCUGCGCGGGCGAGUCGCUCGGCACCUGUUUCCGCACCUGUUUCCGCACCCACAUCUGCGCCAACGGCUGCCGCCGCUCCUGCCGUGGCUGCCACGGCGGCAGCUCCAUUGUCUGCGGCCGAUUCGGCAUGGCGUGUCGCGACGAACAACGUCACAGUCUCCUCCCGAUUCACCGCCGCCCCUGCUUCGUCCUCGAGUGCGUUUUCGUUGCAAGAUGACACAUACCAUGAACACUUUGAUGUGGAAGACGUCAUUUCAACGCUGCUCGACUCUGCAAACAUGAACGACACCCCCGCCGCCAAAGUCCAACCCGAAGUCGACCCGCGCGAUACCCCGAUCUGGCUCUAUGUCGACCCGCAAGGUGCAAUCCAAGGUCCAUUCUCAACCACCCAGAUGCUGAAAUGGUUUUCGGUUGGCUAUUUUGCCUUGACUCGCUUGGUUCGCCGCACGUUUGAUCCUAACUUCCAACCACUCAGUGCGUACAUUCAAGCGAUGCAAACCGCUCCGUUUGCACCCUUGUCCUCCAUCCCGCAUCUCGGUCAAGCGACUCGGGCCGGUUGGACUGGUGCUUUCGACUGGACCCAGCAGGCCCCGCAACAACAGCAACCUGCUGCUGCUGCUGCUGCUGCUGCUGGUGCUGCUGCUACUGCCGCUGCGUUUGGUGGUUUUGCUCAAGUCUCGCCCGCUGCUGGGUUGAUCUCUGCUGGAGGUGUGGAAGAUGGCAACGCGCAGCGCUCCGGCUUGCCCCAGCUUGCGCCGUAUGCCGCUGUCGGUCUCAGCCAAGACGUCGCCCUCUCGAACUUUGAAGAUCCAGCCAUUGUCCGAACCUCCGCUCGUCCAGGAGCCGCGGCGCCUGUCUCCCAAGCAUUGACAUCAACCGAGCACGGCUUCUGGAGCACGCUGGUCUCUGGCAACAAGGAGGCUGCUUCUUCGUCUUCUGCUGUUGCGCAGCCACCUGUUGUUCAAGCCGAACCGGAACCCGUCGCCGCCGCUGCAACUGUUCCGUCUGAUCAGCAACAGGAGGUUGCCGCAGCACCAUCAUCAUCAUCAUCAUCAUCCCCAGCUUCAUCCGCUACCCCAUCCAGUGGAACUAGCGAAACCACCCCAACCACUCCACCCAAUCGCAAGCAAAAGGCAGCCGCCGCUGCUGCUGCUGCCGCCGCCGCCGCCGCCUCCGCUCCCGCACCUUCGAUUGACACCACUGCCACGCAAUCCGCGUCAGAAACUGCUGCCGUUGAUUCUCCUGCAUCCACUCCGUCGAAAAAGUCCAAGGCCGCCAAGAAGAAUGCUGCGGCCAAUUCUCCCGCCAAAGCAGCAGUCAGCACCACGCCCGCGCCUGCCAACGCUCCGGAUGCCGCCGCUGUGCCACGCCCCAUCGUGCCCGCGCCUGCCACACCCACAAAGCUGCGCGACAUUCAAGAGCAAGAGGAACGCGAGCGCAAGCAGCGCCAGGCGGAAGCCGAGGCCGCUCGUCUGAAGCAGCAGCAACUCGCAAAGCAGCAACAGCAGCAGGAGGAGCCGCGUCGCACUGGCUGGGCUGUGCCGGCGGCCGCUGCUUCUGGCAGCAAGUCGUCGCUCGUUAACAUCCAGCUGGAAGAGCAGCAACGCGCCAAGUACGAGCCCGAUGUCUCUUUCAUUGUGGAGGCGCAGCAGGCGCGCGAGCGUCAGGCCCAGUCUUCCGCCUCCUGGGGCACGCGCAACGUUCCACUCCAGUCCUUCCUUGGCAGCGCCGCCCCGGCUGCGUCCAACGCCCCGGCCGCCGCUCCCGUGUGGGGCUCUGGUGGCAAUAGCAAGAGCAAGUCCCUGCUCGAGAUUCAAGAGGAAGAGGCGCGAAAGCAGAGUACCAAGCCCAACACCAAUACGCUUGCUGCCAUGGUUGGCACGAACGUUGCCCCAACAACCGUCACCAAGCCGAAACAACCCGCUGCCGCUGCCGCUGCUGCUGCGCCCACCACGAGCCCAGCAGGAUGGUCGUCAGUGCCCUCGCCUGCUUCGGUUCAGCACGCAUCCACGCCAGCUCAUCUUGCUGGUCCUACACCAGCUGCUGCUGCUGCCGCCGCCGCCGCCGCCGCCUCCAGCCCUGCAAAGCGCAGCGCGCCUUCGACUACCACUGCCGCCGCCUCUGCACCCACUCCGGCCGCUGCGCCGACAACCCCGAGCAAAGCGGCUGCAGCGAAGACGGGUGCACCUGCUGCUGCCAAGCCUGCUCCGGUUGCGGCUGCGCCUGCCGCUACAACGGCGAGCGACUCGUUCUGGGAUUUGGACGAGCCUGUUCCCGUCAAGACGUCGAGCAAAAAGUCGAACGCGGCCUCCGCAACGGCAGCGACUCCCGACUUUAUGGAGUGGUGCCAACACAAGCUGCGCACUUUCAACGCAGGCAUCGAUGCCGAGAGCUUUGUCUCCAUUCUCAACGCUUUCGACUCCAAGCAGGACGUGACCGACUAUGCCCACGAGUUCCUCGGUCGCUCGUCGGAGGUUGCUGCGUUUGCGCGAGAAUUUUGCGAGCGUCGCCGUCCGUUCGAAGUUGUGGCUGGCAAGCGGACUGCGCACGCCGCCCCUGCCCCAGCACCUGCUGCAGCGCCCACCCAGGGCAAGAAGAAGGCCCAGAAGCUGCCCGCAUCCGCGCUUGGAUUCAGCGUCAACUCGAGCCAGAUGCAAAAUCGCGGCGAGCUGCAUUACUUGGAUGAAUAAAGCGGGCACAGCUCUGUCCAGCCAGUAUCGAAGUUUUUUUUCUUUUUCUGAAAC
Molecule: messenger RNA, 3706 nt
Organism: Capsaspora owczarzaki ATCC 30864
Lineage: Eukaryota; Filasterea; Ministeriida; Capsasporidae
Exons: 4
Coding region: 32-3652 (1206 amino acids)
Molecular function (GO): protein binding
Source: RefSeq, a predicted model, not a curated record